GCAUUAAAAUCAAAGCGCCGGAACGUUUACAUUUGCGUUUUGUUUUGUGAGUUUUUUUUUUUGCGUUUGCUAUCUGGAUAGAUAUGGAACUUAUAUGGCCUUGAUCCGGAUUGUCCUGUAGUAGUUUCAAGAAGCCAGUGUCUGGAUUCGUUUAUUUGGUAAGGUUUGGUGAAAGUAUGCGACGCGACCUGGGGUUUGCGAUUUAGCUAAUUAGCUUUCAAAUGCUACUGAAUGCUAAAAGGUAUCAUUGGGAAUGGUUUCCAAACAUUCCACCUCGGAAUAUCCUUUAAAAAAUAUAUGAAAUAGACUCCCAAUCCCCCGCUCCUCCCAGCCGCCUUAGGUUACUUCAAGGCGAUAUCAGCGGUGCUGCCACCUUUUUGCGGAAAGUCCCUAGACUCGACAGUUUUUUAGAUAUCUACCCAAAUCUCAAUCUUGCUUAUACAGGUCUUCAUCAAGUCACAAGUAUUACAGAACAAAAGAUAACCUAAACUGACCUAACCUUAACUACAACCUACCAACCUAAAACCUACAAACCUACAAACCUACAACCUACAAUUUACAAACCUACAACCUAAAACCCACAAAUGUGCAGCCUACAGCAAAAUGUGUGCAAAUUUCUCCAGAACUGGUGAUUCUAGUCGCAUACGGCAUCAAGACCUGUUGGCUGUUGCUCAACACUGAAGCCACCUCAGUGGCAGAGUCACCAAGAUGGGGGACCAGAUGGAGGCGUUCGAGGUCACAGACUACGACCUCGAGUCCGAGUUCAACCCGCACGCGCGGCGCGGCUUCCGUCAGACGCGGGAGGAGCGCAUCUACGGCGUCUUCGCCGACGACAGCGGCGACGAAAAGGCCGGCCCGUCGAAACCGAAACGGAAACCCAACUACUCGGCUCCGCUGGGAUUUGUCAAAGGUGGCAUUCACCAGGUCGGAAAGGACGCUGUGCCGGCGAAGAAGUCCGAUGACGAAGACGACGAUGGCGACGGCCCACCUGCCGGCUCCAGUGACGAGGAUGAGGCGGCGCCGCGGCUGGGUGCCGGCCUGCCGCGCGCGUUCGGCUCCGGUCCCAAGCAGCGCCGGUUCCAGUCGUCGGGCGCCGGGCCGAGCCGGGAGGAGAUUGCCGGGCUGCGCAGUACCGGCGGCGCCGGGCCCACCGCCGGACUCGGCGACAUCGGACACUGGGAGAAACACACCAAGGGCAUCGGAGCCAAGCUGCUCAAACAGAUGGGCUUCAGGGAGGGCGGCGGCCUCGGUAAGAACCUGCAGGGUAUCUCCACCCCUGUGGAGGCCAAGCUGCGGAAGGGCCGCGGCGCGAUCGGAGCCUACGGGACCGAGAAGCCCGCCUCGCGACCGACGCCGGCCGCCGACAAGGAGGGCGACGAGCCGGAGCGAGAGUUCAAGGAGAAGCUGGGGCAGUGGCGGCGCGGGCCCAGACGCAAGAAGGUCGACUACGUGUACAAGACGCUGGAUGAGGUGCUUCAGGAGGGCAAGACGAGGACGCUCAAACCGGGAGUUUCGUCCAGCAGCGGCGGCGACCUGGCGCGUACGAAGGUGAUCGACAUGACGGGCCGCGAGCAGCGCGUGCUCUCCGGCUACCACGCCAUCCACGGCCAGCGCGCCCCGCCCCAGACGGAGACGGCUGCCGACGACGACUCCAAGAGGACGUUCGACAUGCCCGAGCUGCUGCACAACAUCAACCUGAUGGUCGACCUCUGCGAACAGGACAUUAUCCGCUCGGACCGGUCGCUGCGCUACGAGCGGGACCGCCAGGUGACGCUGGAGCACGAGGAGGCGCAGUUGUCCGAGACCAUCGAGCGGCACAAGUCGCAGCUGGAGCGUGUCGAGGAUGUAUCCCGCGCAGUGGACUACAUGGAGGCCCACAAACCCGGCUCGGAGAACCCGAGCCCGCUGGACGUCAUGAGCAAGAUGUUCCUCAAACUGAAGACGGACUACCCGAUCGAGUUUGACGUGUUCGACCUGGACUACCUGGCCGUCGACUACGUGUUCCCGCUGGUCAAGGAGCUGCUCAACAUGUGGAACCCGCUGAAGAACCCAAAGUUCGCCACCGAGGUGUUUGCUGAGCUGAAAGAAUCUCUGGAGAGCAGCGACAAGCCGCAAAUGGAGUACGGCACGCCCGUGGACGUCUACCACAGGCUGCUGUGGGAGCUGUGGAUGCCGCCCGUGCGCCAGGCCAUCAGUCUGUGGCAGCCCAAGCUGCAGCCGGAGCUGACCCAGCUGCUGGAGCUGUGGCGUCCCGUGCUGCCGCGCUGGAUCUUCGAUAACGUCUGCGACCAGCUGCUGAUGCCCCGGCUGCAGACCGAGGUGGACGCCUGGAACCCGCUCACCGACGCCGUGCCCAUCCACAGCUGGAUACACCCCUGGAUGCCCAUCAUGGACCAGCGCCUGGAGUCUGUGUACCCGACGAUCCGCCACAAGCUGGCCAGCGCGCUGCUGGCCUGGCACCCUUCGGACCGCUCCGCGCGGCUGAUCCUGUCGCCCUGGGUGGGAGUGAUGGCUCCCGGCAGCCUGGAGGCGUUCCUGGUGAAGAACAUCCUGCCCAAGCUGCAGCUGGCCAUGUCGGAACUGGUCGUCAACCCCAACCAGCAGGUGCUGGACCAGUGGAACUGGGUGAUGGACUGGGAGGAACUCCUCUCGCCCGUCCACCUCGUCAGCAUUCUCGACAAACUCUUCUUCCCCAAAUGGCUACAGGUACUGGUGACGUGGCUGAACCACGCGCCCAACUACGAGGAGGUGACCAAGUGGUACCUGGGCUGGAAGCAGCUCAUUCCCGAGAAACUGGUCGGACAUGCCGUCGUUAGAGAGCACCUGAACACUGGUCUGCAGCUGAUGAACCGGGCGGCCAGUAACCCGGGCCAGGCGGUCUCCUACCAGGAGCUGAGUCACCUGCUGGCCAGCAGUACGCCGCCGCCGCCGCCGCAGCCGGCGCCCACGCCGUCCCAGAUCAGAAACCGGGAGGACCUGACGGCUGCGAUCCGCACCGCCUCCGGCUCCGUCACGAUCGGUUUCCGGGACCUGCUGGAGCGCCGCUGCGAGGAGCGCGGCAUCCUGUUCCACCCGCUGCCGGGCAAGUUCCACGAGGGCAAGCCAGUGCUGCGCUGCGGCGGCCUAAGUAUCUACCUGGACAGGAGUGUGAUCUUCGUGAACGACGGCGGAGUGUGGGUGCCCAGCUCGCUGCAGAGUGUGCUGGAUAAGGCGGCGCUGACUUCAGUGUAGUGUGUUAUGGGGAGGGAGGGCACAGAGGGCACGGGAGGGCAGGGGAGUGAGGGAGAGGACAGUGUGAGAGGCUAUAUGAGAUGACUGAAAAAAUGGAAUUCCACGUCGACGAUAAAAUCUGUGAAAUGAAUUGACAUGAGGGCUGAGACUCUAUAAGGCUGUUUUUUCCUUCAGUUAUCGAGAGUCGUUUCAGAUCCGCAUGCUUUGGCCGUAUUUGGUUCGCCCGCUUACGUAUUGUAUGAAAAAAACAAGUUCAUGACCUCUGUCAUUCAUCAACCGACUUGAACUCCAUCGCUCAUAUUGUAGCGCUUGUCUUUCUCGUAACAUUUGGCUUCCUAGUUUGUGUCGUCACCAUUCCAGGAGACCUCCCAGGAGACCCCAAAUGCUGCGUCGCACCAUGGGUGGACCUUCAACGUUGCGCUGCGUCGUAUCGCAAACCACUGGGGUCGUUUUGACGGAAGCCAGAGCACCAAGUCACAUACCGUCUCACUAUGUGCGAUUUUGUCCUCGUAUAUCAUUCGUUGACCUGAGGAGGGAGGAUGCGCCCUGUGUGCGACUCGCGGCUGGGCUUAAGGCAUGUCCCUGAACCCAUCGGGGCUACUUUUGCCAGUGUCUGUUCCACGUGUGCGACUUGAAUACAAAUGUUGUUUUCGCAUUGUGGUACAAA
Messenger RNA from Amphibalanus amphitrite, 3898 nucleotides. Its product is annotated as tuftelin-interacting protein 11-like. The record is from RefSeq and is a predicted model, not a curated record. Bases 709 to 3231 code for a protein of 840 amino acids. Gene Ontology annotation, molecular function: nucleic acid binding. Lineage: Eukaryota; Metazoa; Arthropoda; Thecostraca; Balanomorpha; Balanidae. The transcript is spliced from 13 exons. Gene Ontology annotation, cellular component: U2-type post-mRNA release spliceosomal complex. Gene Ontology annotation, biological process: spliceosomal complex disassembly.